UCCUCUACUCACAGGCUUCAAGUCUGCACAUCGCCUCACUGACUGCAGUCCUUUUAUACCCUGCGCUGCUGAAUUCUCUUUUCUGAUUGGAACUAUAUACAGGACACCUGAUUUCAACGGAGUUCCAUUUUCAUGGAGUCUUGGCGUCAUUUUCCUUUUUAACAGAGGUUACAAGGUCAGGUCCUGCAAUGGGAUGUCGUCUUCCUCGGAUGAGUGAAACCAAGCGCCAAACCCAUAGAGAGCGUCUGUCGAAACCUGUGCAGUAGCAUCAGAUUUGUGCAGAGCCGGCACGCCGACGAAAGCAGCAGCAGCAGCUCUGCCGCCGAACCGAAAUGUCGGAUGUCACGUCACCAACUCCAGAACCUCCUCAAAUCGUCAACCCUCCACCUCCCGAGGUGACGAAUGCCACUAAGCCCGGGCGCAAGACCAAUCAGCUGCAGUACAUGCAGAAUGUCGUGGUCAAGACUCUGUGGAGGCAUCAGUUCGCCUGGCCUUUCUACCAGCCUGUUGAUGCCGUCAAGCUCGGAUUGCCAGACUAUCAUAAGAUAAUAAAGAAUCCGAUGGACAUGGGUACCAUCAAGAAAAGGCUGGAGAACGUGUACUACUGGAGCGCCAGCGAAUGUAUGCAAGACUUCAAUACAAUGUUUACCAACUGUUACAUAUACAACAAGCCAACGGAUGACAUCGUUUUAAUGGCUCAAGCGUUAGAGAAGAUCUUCCUGCAGAAGGUUGCUCUGAUGCCUCAAGAAGAAGUGGAGCUGCUUCCACCUGCCCCUAAAGGCAAAGGUCGUAAACCUGGCCCAGUUGCAGGUCAGCAGGAGGGAACCGUGACUUCUGGCUCGCCAACCUCCGCGUUCCCGGGUGCCACUUCACCAGGCUCUCAGCCGCCAGUCAUCUCUCCUGCAAUACCUGCCGUCACGCCCAGCACACCCACUGUACAGAGCACACCCACCACCCCCAUCAUGCCUGGUAUGCCUCCUUCGCAACCUUUCGGCAAAAAGAAAGGGGUGAAGAGGAAAGCAGACACGACCACACCAACUACCUCUGCCAUUACAGCCAGCAGGAGCGAAUCGCCCACGCCUCUCUCCGAGAACAAGCAGGCCAAAGUGGCACUGCGAAGAGAGAGCACCGGGCGACCCAUCAAACCGCCCAAGAAGGACUUGGACGACGGAGAAGCGGGUCAGCACGCAGGCAAACGAGGCCGGCUCACCGAGCACCUCAAAUACUGCGACACCAUUCUGAAAGAAAUGCUGUCCAAGAAGCACGCCGCGUACGCCUGGCCGUUUUAUAAGCCUGUCGACGCCGAAGCACUCGAACUGCACGACUACCACGACAUCAUCAAACACCCCAUGGACUUAAGCACAGUCAAAAAAAAGAUGGACAGUCGGGAGUACCCUGACGCACAGAGCUUCGCCGCCGACGUGCGAUUAAUGUUCUCAAAUUGUUAUAAGUACAACCCACCCGAUCACGAGGUCGUCGCCAUGGCACGAAAACUACAGGACGUGUUCGAGAUGCGGUUCGCGAAGAUGCCAGACGAGCCGGCGGAGGUGAACGUGGCGGGCGCUGCUGCUGGAGCGGGCGUGGUCAGUAAAAGCACGGCGAGCAGUGAGAGCAGCGGCGACUCCUCUAGCUCGGACAGCUCCGACUCUGAGGAGGAGAGAGCCACGCGCCUCGCCGAGCUGCAGGAACAGGUGGGUGCGGAACAGCUGAAAGCCGUCCACGAGCAGCUAGCUGCUCUCUCACAGGCUCCUGUCAGCAAACCAAAGAAGAAGAAAGAGAAGAAGGACAAAGACAAGAAGAAAAAAGACAACAAGCUUAACAAAGGCAAGCUGGAGGAGGAUAAGAAGGCUAAGGCGGGUCAGCCUGCGAAACCGACCCAGCAGAAAAAGGCACCAGCGAGGAAAGCUAACAGCACUGUCCCUGGCAACAGGCAAGCUAAGAAGGGCGCCAGAGCAGGACUCGGCUACGAGUCCGAGGACGAAGACGUGGCUCUGCCCAUGACGUACGACGAGAAACGGCAGCUGAGCCUGGACAUUAACCGGCUGCCCGGAGAGAAGCUGGGUCGAGUGGUGCACAUCAUCCAGUCCCGCGAGCCCUCGCUGCGAGACUCGAACCCCGACGAGAUUGAGAUCGACUUCGAGACACUCAAACCCUCCACCCUGCGUGAGCUCGAGCGAUACGUCAAAACCUGUUUACAGAAGAAACAAAGGAGACCUUUACAGAAAGGUGGCUCUGGACCAGGUUCAGGUCCCUCGCGGCUCAGCGGCAGCAGCAGCUCUUCAGACUCGGGCAGCAGCAGCUCCAGCGGCUCGACUUCAGACAGCAGUGACUCUGACUGAUCCUUUUUAUUUCCACUUUUAAUUAUUUCUUCUUUUUUUUUUUUUUUAAAUGUCAUAUGCAGUCGUGAUUUGUUUCUCGAAGACUUUUUAUAAGCGCGAGAGGAAAAACAAUAAAAAUGCAUCAUGUCUGAACAUUUUUUUUUUUCUAAGAAAUACCAUUAUGGGGGAAAAAAUUGCAAAAAAAAAAAAUUUAAGCGAUUUACACAUUUCCACUGAACAUGAAGGGGAUGUUUUAGCUAUAAAGCAAACAGAACCUUCACAACCCGAUUGCAACUCUGUUGGAAUUUAAAUAAAAAAAAAAAAAAGUGGGGAAAAAAGAAACCAAUGGCUUUACUGGGCAAGAAAGAAAUAAUGGAAGCUUGUGGACGUUUUUUUUUUUUUUUUAAAUUAUUCCCCCCCCCCCCCCCCCCAAUGAACCAGAUUUCCCAAAUCAGCUCCUCUUCUUCAUGUGCAGGCUGUGUAUUUAUUAUUAUUUUUUCCCUUUUAUUAUUAUUUCUUCUUCUUUCUUUCUUCCUUUGUGCCAUCAGUAGAUUAUUUUCUGCUCUUUAUUUUAUUUUUUAAACACAUUCAUCCAAAUCACCGGUGUCCAUGUCAGCUCGGCUGGGCGUCUGCUUCGGUUUUGUAUCCAAAUCCUAUGUUUUUAGAUUUAGAAAAUCAAUUCGAUGUCACACGUAAAAAAGAAAAAUCGCAUUUUCAGGAGAGACGGUGUGUAUUGGGUGGGCAGGGCGGUUGUUAUUGAUCAAACACUUGGUGCAUUGAGGUGCUAGUCUUCCUUCUUUGUAAACCACGUUUCAGAGUGAAUGGAUGUUUUUCAACCUGAUUUUUUUUUUUUUUUAAUUCCCCCAUGUACUUUAAAUACUCGAUUGAUGUCAUGUAACAACCAUUUCUAAAAAGUUUAGUCUCUUUGGAAUAAUCAUGGAAUCAGAGUCUUCCUUCAGUCACGCUCAAACGACACUGAUAUCUCUGAAUGUAAGUGGAAAGAAAAAAAACCAACCAACCAGGUGUUGCAUUACACAUGUACCUUGUCAUAUGAAUAAAUGAUUGUUUAUUGCCCAGCUAUAUUUUGCUCCCACUUCACCCUUAAUCCAUGUGCUGCCUGUUUUAUUCUGAUUUCAUAAAGUGGGUCUUAUCGUUCCUUUUUAUAUCGGUUUUUGAUUCCCUUUAUAAACAUCGUAAGGUUAUAUGAUCCUUGUUUAAAGCCUUUUCCCCAUUCACAGCUUGAAAAUGCAAAUUUGCCUUAAUUUUUAUUUUAUUCUUAUUAUUUUUUUAAUCAAAACCAAAUUCAUAAGACUCCAACACUUAUUAAAGCACUACUUUGAUAGUCGUGAAAUCUUUUUUUUUUGUAUUGUAUAGUAUAAUUUGGUGGCUUUUUUUUUUUUUUCUUUUUCAAGCAGUAAAUCUGUCCCAAUUUUUAAUUUUCCAGAACAUUCUGAUCGCAUUGCUCAUCAAGCCAUAUCAGGUUUUACCAGAGUAAUAUCUUUUUAGAAACAGACUGAAAACUAUCUAUAAAGUAUAUAGAGAAUAUAUAUAAAUAAACAAUUUUAGCUCAUUUUUAGGCCCUGGGUUAAAAUGAAUGAUGCUCUUUUUUUAUAUUUUGAAAAAAAAAAUCAUAAUUGAAAAAAAAGCAAGAAGAAAUGUUUACUUUUUAUCUUUGACAUGCAUGCCAGUUUAUUGUAUCUUUCUUAUACAUUUUUGAGCUGUUUAUAGUUCUGUUCUUGUAAAUAUCAGUCGUUGGAACGGAGGAUUCGGUGUCAGUAGAUGUAGGCUUGUUCAGCAGACUGUGGGCCCCGGGGGCUGUGCACGCUCACAUAUGCGCGUACACACACACACAGACGUUAACGUUUGAUGUAAUCGCCUACCUGGAUUCUCUUCUUUGCCGGUUAAAUUGUUUUUCAUAAAAUAAAUGAUGAAAAUACCCUUA
Molecule: messenger RNA, 4260 nt
Organism: Neoarius graeffei (lesser salmon catfish)
Lineage: Eukaryota; Metazoa; Chordata; Actinopteri; Siluriformes; Ariidae
Gene: brd3a
Product: bromodomain containing 3a
Exons: 12
Coding region: 333-2339 (668 amino acids)
Biological process (GO): regulation of DNA-templated transcription; chromatin remodeling
Cellular component (GO): nucleus; chromatin
Source: RefSeq, a predicted model, not a curated record